Molecule: messenger RNA, 2765 nt
Organism: Daucus carota subsp. sativus
Lineage: Eukaryota; Viridiplantae; Streptophyta; Magnoliopsida; Apiales; Apiaceae
Product: BEL1-like homeodomain protein 4
Exons: 5
Coding region: 417-2567 (716 amino acids)
Biological process (GO): regulation of transcription by RNA polymerase II
Molecular function (GO): RNA polymerase II cis-regulatory region sequence-specific DNA binding; DNA-binding transcription factor activity, RNA polymerase II-specific
Source: RefSeq, a predicted model, not a curated record
UGGAGGAACAACGACUUCAUUUUCGUCUUCUCUCUCUUGGAUGAUAUGUGCUCGAAAAGGAAGAGAGAGAAACUUACAUACACACACUACACAUAUAUAUAGAUUCUUCGGAGUCCAUGUUCUUAAUAUAGUGGAGUAGUGUGGAAUAUUAUUGUAUUAUUAUUAUUAUUGUUUCUUCGUGGAGACUCUCUAUCAGAAGUCGAAUUCGUCGAUGAAAUUAGCAAAGACAUGAGAAAGUGAAGGUGGAGAGAUAUAGAAAGAGAGCGAGACGUACGAGGAGAUAUUGCGCUUGAGCUCAACUCAUGAUCGUCGAACUGAUAUAAAGGCGGAAUUGAAGUUCUGUAACUUGUCGAUCUGAUUGAUUUUUUGGGCCGGCUGAGGUAGAAUUCCGUGAUGAUUAUGAAGAUUGCGGAGAUAUGGAAUUAGCUCAAGCGCCGCUCACGAUUCAACUGUUUGCGGCGAAGUUUGGUUAUUGUGCAAAUUCUUCUAUGUCUGAAGAUUAUCGUCAGCACCAAGGUUCGGGUGCGGGAAUUUUUGGUUUUUCUAAUGGCUUGGACAGAUCGCAGCUGAUGGAGCAGCAGAUCCGGAGGGAUAAGCAUAGAAUUCAAGGACUCGAGGCGCCGCCUAUGCUUGUGACAAUGGAACAAGAUUCGACCGGAAAUAAUUUUGAGAGUGCGGGGAUGUUAUCUGAAAUGUUUAAUUAUUCUUCUGGACCUGCAUCCGCCACUGAAUUAUUGGAGCAUCAGAUGAUGGCUGCGAAUUAUCAUCAAUCUCACCGGAAUAUAGUUGCAAGGCCACCGACACAGGAUUGGUAUGGAAGCAUCAGACAAGAUGGGAUAGCGAAUGAUCGGGACAGUAGUAGUAGUGCUAUAGCUGCGGCAUCUCAUCAUCAUCAGGGACAGGGAAGAGAAAUGUCGACGAACAAUAUGAAUGCUUCAUCAGAAGCUGCCAUGCAGCUUUUUCUUAUGAAUCCUUCAUCAGCAAGGUCACAUUCACCGUCUCAUUCUAUGGCUAAUUCUACGCUUCACAUGCUUCUUCCCAACUCAGCUAGUUCCGUUCAUCAACAAGUUUUUCAAGGGCCCCCAGCCCAUUUCGGGCCAUCUUCUCAGCAAUUCGGAAGUCAUGUAGUUAGUAAUGACAUCUCUCAUCUGGGCGGUCAUGUAGUUGAUCACGGCCAUGGCCAAGGCCAAGGCCACGGUCAAGGUCUUUCGUUAUCACUUUCGUCUUCUUUACAGCAUUUGGAAGCUGCCAAAGCUGAGGAAUUUAGGAUGGGGGACGGUAGUGGGAUGAUAUAUUUCAAUCAAGUAGGAAGCGGAGGAGGAUCGAAUGCUUCAAAUGUACAGUAUCCGUACAAGAAUAAUAUGAACAGUUUGGGGGUAGGUCAUAAUCAAGGGAUGCAUUUGCAAGGUGAAGUGGUUAUGGGUCAGAAUCAGUUUGGAUUCGGGUCUAAUUCAGCGUUAGGAGUGGUGAAUUUGUUGCGAGGUUCCAAGUACUUAAAAGCUGCUCAAGAAUUGUUGGAAGAGUUUUGUAGUGUUGGUAGAGGUCAAUUCAAGACCAACAAGCAGCUGGGAAGGCAAAAUUCAAUAAACCCUAAUUCCAGUUCUACUUCCGGUACGGCUGCUAAUGGCUCCGCCGCUUCUUCUUCCAAGGAUCCUCCGCCUUUGUCAGCCAGCGACAGAAUUGAUCACCAAAGGCGCAAGGUCAAACUGUUGUCGAUGCUCGAUGAGGUGGAGCGAAGGUAUAAUCACUACUGCGAACAAAUGCAAAUGGUGGUGAACUCGUUCGACAUGGUGCUGGGGUAUGGCUCAGCGGUCCCGUACACGACGCUGGCGCAGAAAGCGAUGUCACGGCACUUUAGAUGCUUAAAGGAUGCGAUAGGGGCACAAAUAAAGAAAAGCUGUGAGCUUUUGGGAGAGAGAGACGCAGGAGGUACAUCUGGUGUGACGAAAGGAGAGACUCCAAGGCUGAAGCUGCUGGAACAAAGUCUGAGACAGCAAAGAGCUUUUCAUCAGAUGGGCAUCAUGGAACAAGAAGCUUGGAGGCCUCAGAGAGGCUUGCCUGAGCGUUCUGUCAAUAUUUUGAGAGCUUGGCUUUUCGAGCAUUUUCUUCAUCCGUAUCCAAGCGAUGCAGAUAAACAGUUGUUGGCACGGCAGACUGGUCUUUCAAGAAACCAGGUAUCGAACUGGUUCAUAAAUGCGAGGGUUCGAUUGUGGAAACCCAUGGUAGAAGACAUGUACCAGCAAGAAGAGACAGAAGAGAGAGAGGCCUUUCAUGCACAAACCCCAACGCCUUCUACCACAACUCCUCAAGAUUUUGCUGCAACUCUCACAGCACCAGCAGCAUCAAGAUCAGAAAUCAUGAGAAAUGCAGAUAACGAUUUUUCACAACUCGCAAUUAAUAAACAACAACAACAACGCUUCUCGAAAAACCAGGCAACCUACUCUGCCGAGGUUUCGCAAUCAUUUGCCGGAGCUGCCACCGCGAGUGGUGUCACAGGUGAUGUGUCCUUGACUUUAGGGUUACGUCACGCUGGAAACAUGCCGGAGAAUAAUUCCGCUUUACGUUAGAUACAGUGGAGGCUUGUAGUUGUAGUGCAUCAUUAUUUGAAUAAUACAAGGGAACCAUAUAUAUUAUACAAUAAUUUCGUGUUGGUAAAUUGUUGUCUAGUAGUAUGAUUUGAGAUUCGUUGGAAGUGUAUAGUACAUUAUUUUGGUCUUUUAUAUGUGCCAACUUGUGCCAAACAUAUAUAUACAUUUGUUUGUUAU